Molecule: messenger RNA, 3886 nt
Organism: Mycotypha africana
Lineage: Eukaryota; Fungi; Mucoromycota; Mucoromycetes; Mucorales; Mycotyphaceae
Exons: 3
Coding region: 350-3835 (1161 amino acids)
Biological process (GO): mitotic spindle assembly checkpoint signaling; attachment of mitotic spindle microtubules to kinetochore
Cellular component (GO): mitotic spindle; nuclear envelope; kinetochore
Source: RefSeq, a predicted model, not a curated record
ACGCCUUGGGGCAAGAAAGAGAUAAAAUAGCAAAGCUUGAACGAACAGUGAAAGAGCAAACAUUGAUGCUACAAACGACCCAGGAUGAAUUUACCGCAACAAAAAACGAACUAAAUAGCAAUAUGGAACUAUUAGAGAAGAGCAAUGCUGAUUUAAACAAAUCUGUAAGCUUGAAGAAAAGUCAAAGAAAGUCAUCGAGACGCUUCAACAUGAGCAACAGUUACUGGAGGAAAUCCGUGCGCUAAAGAGAAAAAUACAUGAUCGAGACGAUAGAUACCCUUACGCUAGCAGCAGUAAUAGUAGUACUAGCAGUAGCCAUAAUGACAAUGAUAACGAAGCAAAGGUGAAAAUGAUUAUGCAAGAUUAUUAUCAUGUCUCUGCUCGUUUGAUGAAGAUCGAAGAUGAAAAGAAAAAGUUGGAGAAAGACUUGAAUUACUAUAAACGUAUCAACCAGAAUAUUGAAUUACUUCGAGAGGAAAAACAAAGCCUUGCUCACAGAGUGAAAGAGAUGGACACGAUCCGUGAGCGUAACUUUGUACUAGAAACCGAAAACAUGAAAUUAAAAGCUGAGCAUGAUGCAUGGGCCUGUUAUCUUGCCAACAGUAACAAUACAACCUACAAUGCGCGAACACCUGAAAGUAUCAUUUAUCAACUGACGAAAGAAAUAGAGGAGUACAAGUACUAUCAAUUAGUGGCUGAGCAAUACAAAGAGGAAUUAAAGGAUCAGCUCAAUGCUGUCCAUACAAUGGAGCAACAUCUGGACGAGAUGAAGCAAAAAAUGCUGGAAUACCAACAGUUACGUGCAAAAGAUGAAGCCGCUCAGCAUCUUUGGAAACAGAAUGAAGAUACCCUGAAGACGCAUAUUCAAAUUCUGGAAAGUCAGCUAAAGAUGUAUGACAGUGCUACUUCAUUAGAAGCAACUACAGACCAACAGCAGGACAGUAGUACUACCUUCGAUGACCUCAAAACAAAGCGAAUUCAGGAACUCGAAGCACUUCUCAAGCAAUUAGAGGACAAAUUGACCACUCAAACGCAACAAUUUUCUGAACAGAUAUUACAAGUCGCCAGUAAUGAUACCACUACCGCUAUGCCAGGGCCUUACGAAUCUCUGGCUUCAGGCGCACGUCUGACAGAAGUGUUGACUCAACUUCAAAAGAAAGAAGAAGCUCGUUUGAUAGAAUUGAAAGAGACUCAAACCCAACAGAAACUAUUGGAAAAGAAAUACAAAGCAACAAAGGAACAACUAGACGAGCUACAUAGAACAAUUGAGAAGAGAAAACAAUUGGAAGCUUUCACAGCGGCUCCUGCUGUUGCGACUGCUGCUGCUGCUGCUGCUGCUGCGACUGGAAAAGAAGAGAGUGCUGAACAGCAAGUUACCUUUGAGGAUAAGGAGAUUGACCCAGAUACCCAAGGAUUCAAGACUGUAAAAAUCAUGUAUUGUAAGGAUAGCCCUUCAGCACAAUUGAAAGCGAUUCGUCAUAGUACAUUGGAACGAUUAAGAAAGGAGAAUAAGGAUCUUUUGGUACAAAUUCUUCAGCAACAAGAGCAACAGCAGCAAGGGCAUGAGCAAGAGUGUGAGACAAUUUCUAUUCCUCAAAGUACUUUGGCGAACCUUCAAAAAGACAUUGAUGAACUUCAACAAAUGAUACAAAAGAAAGAUAAACGACUUGCUCGUGUCCAAAGUGUAUGGGCGAGUCGAUUGGAAGACGUCCGUCAGCUUGUGAGUAAACUUUUAGGUUACGACAUUGUGAUUCUUGGUGAAGCCUACAAUCUGGUCAAAUUGAUUCCUAUCAGCCCUUGUAUCCACAGUGCGUCCGAAUUACAUUUCGCCAUUAAACGAGAAAGAAAAGACAAUGCGUCGAUCGCUACAGCAGGUCAUCCACAACAGCGAAAGCACGUUGAGGGUACGAUUGAAGACGAGCAUUAUCGUUACAUUCUGCGCAUUGUAGGAACCGAAAAGGAGAAAUGGAUGAAUCACAAUUUGAGGAAUCUUUUCACGCGUUUUAUUGCUGAACAGCGGAAUAUUCCCGUCUUCUUGAGUCAUGUCACGAAUGAGCUGGCAGUGGAAGCGCGACUUUUGGAGGACACAGAAGGAGACUAUGAUCCUGAGUUAGAAGACGAAGACAUGGACCAUGGCACAUCAUUCUUAGAACAAGCACAGGAUGGUUAUCAGUACGACCAAGAUAUGCUGGAAAACGAGGUGACUGAAAUGUACCAAGACCAACAAGAUCAAGCUCUAGAGGAGGAGGAGGAGAAUAGGAUGGAUAAGGAAGAAAGCAACAACGAAGCUUAUACAGAAGGCUAUGAAAACAACAACGGAUUGUAUUUGAAUGCAGAACAGCAACAACAGCUGAACCAAUUACAACAGCAGCUUCAACAAUUCAAUCAACAAGGCCUGCAGAGUCAUGGUCCGGAACAAUCUCAAUUGAGUGGAUUUGGACAAACAGAGAACACGGAAGUAGUAGAAGAGGAGGACUAUGAUUACGAUGAGAACAAUGAAUAUGAUCGUGUUCAAGAAGAUGCUUAUGAUGAAAAUGAAUAUAUCAAUCAAGAAACAGAGUAUAUGGAGGACAAUGAAGACCAUACGAUGGAAGAAAGUUAUGAUGAAGAAGAAAGCUAUGCCAGUUAUGACGAAGAGGGGGAUAAUGAUCGACAUUACGAACAAUCUCAGAACCGUGUUCAGGGCGGACAUAGUCAUGAUGAACCCUUAUUGAUUGAUGAUUCUUCUGAUGACGGAAUGAACGAACAGGAAGAAGCACAAGAAGCACAAGAAGAAGAAGAAGAAGCAAAAGAGGAUCAAGAAGAAAGCUUUCUUAUUGUGAAUGAGAGUGAUGACAAUAAUGAAGAGAACGAAGAUCAAGUCCAUUCUGCAGAAGAAGAAGAAGAGUCGGAAACAGAAUAUGGACAACUCACAGAAGAGGGCUAUCUUCGACAAGAUGAACCUGUCAUUGCAGGAGAUCCCUCCGAUGUGAGCAGUGAUCACGACGGAAACGAGGAUGAAGAAGAGGAGGGUGAAGGACAACAGCAUGAACAUAACGAAAAAACGUCUAUUACUGAAAGUGACUUGGUGACUGAAAAUGAUGACGAAGGUGAAGAUGAGUUAGAAGAGGAUAUGGCAGAGGAAUCAGCGAUAGAUGAGAAUGAGCACGAACAGGCACCUUCGCAAGAAACACAUACAGACGUUACUGAAAUAGCUAGUCAUGAAGAUGUUGAAGAAGAAGCGAUAGAAACACCCAUGGAAGAAGAUGAUGGUCAACCUGAACAAAUUCAGGAAUCACCAAGCGAUACAAAUGAAGUGAUGGAGGAGAAGGAGGAAAACAGUGAUAUUUCUAGAAUAGUAGAUGUCGUUUCUCAUGGUAUUGCGGCAUACCAUAAGCAGAAUGAAGAAAAAGCUGCGGCUGCGGCUGCUGCUUCAGAUACGAUCAAGGAUGAGAGCGCUGAUCUAGAUGCUAUUGAUGAUCCUGCGAGCGAUGAAUCUACUGUAAAGCAAGCCAUUUUUGGCAAUGAUAACGAUACAGUGAUGAUGGAUGAAAGUGACGUUCCUCACGACAAUACAUCACCUGUUAUAAUUGACAAAGAAGAAGUAUCUGCCAGCACGACCAUCACAACUACCAUUACCGUCACUGAAGAGAGCACAGUGGAAUCAUCCUCUAAGGAUCACAGCAACGAUGUUGUUGUUGAUGAUGAUGAUGAUGAUGAUGAUGAUGAUGAUAAUGCAUCUGUAAAACCAGACGAAACUGUAAAUAACCCUGUCGUAGUUAUUCAUAAGGAAGCAAGAGCCGUAGAGAGUCUUGCAGAAGAUCCUAAUGAAGCCCAGUCAGAAGCUAUGGAAUAAGACUAUUCUCUGUAUAUUUUACAAAAUUCUUUGGAUGCUGAAAAGACGUUA